AGACCACAGUUUUUACUCUUAGAGUGCCUUAGGCUAAGACGAUAGAUAAUCUGCGUUUGUGAAUGUGCCUAUUGAAUAAUAAACAUUUCUUGAUUUCGUUAUUUCUGACGGUGACUCCUAUUUAUCAUUAAUUCUACGCCUGUAAAUAUGGAUUCAUUACGUGAACAAGUAAUGAUAAAUCAAUUUGUGUUAGCUGCUGGUUGUGCUCGGGAACAAGCUAAACAAUUACUGCAAGCAGCUCAUUGGCAGUUUGAGACUGCACUUUCAAUAUUCUUCCAAGAAGUUGCUAUACCAUCUGCAAAUGGUAUUGCAACACAGCAUUAUCCGCAGCAAUUGAUGACCCCAUGCAACACACCGGCAACUCCACCAAAUUUCCCAGAUGCUUUAGCAGCUUUUUCACGGUUAUCAACUACUGGAAGCCCCAGCAACACAGGUGGCGGCAGCAUCAGCGGCCUGGCACCGCCUGUCUCGCCCCUCGCCACACACCCUCCAGCACAACCUAACACAUUCUCCACUGCAAAUCAGCAGACUAAUAAUUAUACACCGCUUUCUUGCUCAACUGCGGUGUGCAGAGAACACAUGCCAAGAUAAAUUGUAAAUGUAGAUUAGGACCAUCUGUAAUUUAUUUUUCUAAUGGUGCGCGAUUCGAGCUGUGGACUUUUGAACAUUAUUUCUGACACCCAUAGUACAGAUUGGGAUGUUAUAGUCAAUCAUGUUGUAAACAUAAAUAUUGUCACUGUUCAUACUAUAAUAAAUAGUGGUUUCUGAAACAAAUUGCACUAUAUAACUUGUGUUACAAUUUUCAUACAUUAGAAAUCUAUAACUGUGAUUAUAACUAUCAAAUUAGUAAAACUUAUUGAUGUAUUAUUAAAAGAAAUUGUUAUUUUUCG
Pieris rapae (cabbage white) is the source of this 890-nucleotide messenger RNA. RefSeq names its product UBA-like domain-containing protein 2. The transcript has 4 exons. Gene Ontology annotation, molecular function: protein binding. Lineage: Eukaryota; Metazoa; Arthropoda; Insecta; Lepidoptera; Pieridae. The record is from RefSeq and is a predicted model, not a curated record. Bases 148 to 591 code for a protein of 147 amino acids.